AAGGCAACUUCUGCUCGAGGUUGAACCAAUCCAGAGCUUUUUAUUAUAGCUCAGCGAUCUAGGGCAGAGACCACACCAACAGCAAUUAAUCCGCGUCUUGAGAAGCAGUACGAUCGUCGCUCUAGACACCAUGGGUCGCCACUUUGGAGAUUUGGCCAAGAUCAGGCAUGUGAUCACCUACAGUCUGUCCCCCUUCGAGCAGAGGGCUUUCCCCAACUACUUCUCUAAAGGAAUCCCCAAUGUCUGGAGACGAUUCACAUCGUCCGUCUUCAAAGUUGCUCCACCUAUGAUCUGCAUGUACCUGACAUACACCUGGGGCAACCAUGUCCACUCAGAAGGAAAGAGGAAGGUUGCCGCCGACUACGAGAAUGAAGAGUGAAAACUUCCAUCUUGCAACUUUGUCCCCCCCCUGUUUAAACCUUCGCUGUAUGUUUCGUCAAUAAAGAUAAUAUUUAUCAGAAAA
Salvelinus fontinalis (brook trout) is the source of this 463-nucleotide messenger RNA. Its product is annotated as cytochrome b-c1 complex subunit 8-like. The record is from RefSeq and is a predicted model, not a curated record. The transcript is spliced from 3 exons. NCBI's taxonomy places the organism in Eukaryota, Metazoa, Chordata, Actinopteri, Salmoniformes, Salmonidae. Bases 131 to 379 code for a protein of 82 amino acids. Gene Ontology annotation, biological process: mitochondrial electron transport, ubiquinol to cytochrome c.